CUCAUCAAGGAAAGAGGGAGCAGGCAACUGACAGCCAGUUGAGAGAGAAGCAAAGUCUAUGUAGUAACAGCCUGGAAACAGGAUAUGCUAGAAUAAGAGACCUUCAAGCAAACUCACCUGGAACGACACUGUUCACAGAAAACGGCAAAGCUUAAAAAUGCCACUUUUUGGCUGGAUGAAGUGGUCAAAAAAUGAUUCCUACAAACCCACAAGAUACUCUGGGUCAGAAGUAGUUACAAAAACCCUACUGAGGGAACUGAAAUGGCACCUGAAAGAACGCGAACGACUAGUGCAAGAGAUUGAGAAUGAACAAAAAGUCCAAAAGACUGGCAUGGAUUACAACUGGCUACCAAAGAACUACCAAAACCCUCAAGCAACAAUUCCAGCUACUGAGCAACGGCAGCUUGAAGUUCUGUGUUCACAAAUCCAGCCUUGCCAAAUGGGAACUGUUCUCAGCAGAUUUCGUGAAGUUUUGGCAGAAAAUGAUGUUUUACCCUGGGAAAUAGUCUACAUAUUCAAGCAAGUUUUAAAAGAUUUUCUUACCACCAUCGAGAGAGAAAAUCAACAAGACCAACUGGUAGAUGCAUGGAAUACAAAUUGCUCUGAACAUUUCAGCCUGCGUGGAGACAGUUCUAACAAAUCGGACAAAGAUGAAAUCCCCACGGUUUCAAGUUACGUCGACAAAAACACACAAAGCAUGUUUCCCACUUUCUCUCAUAGAAUCUGGAAUCUACCCUAUUACUACCCAUCAAGUUAAGUUGGUUUGUGUUUCUUUCAAAAAGCUAUGUAGACGUUUGCAUUCCUUUCUUGUGAUUGCCAUCCCCAAACACAGGAAUAAGAAAUGUGACAUGCUCCCCUUUUUUCCAAGUUCAGAAAUGAAAAUGCUUGAUUAUAGCUAGUAUGCAAUAUACAAAAUUUAACUAUGAACUCUCCUUUUGUCUUUAUAGUAAAGAUGUUGUGUUUGAAGGCACCUUUUAACCAAAAAUGUAAUGUUUCUGAAAACGGCCUCUGAAGUAUUUUAUUUUUUAGCCAUAUACAGCUAGAUUUAUUUA
Chroicocephalus ridibundus (black-headed gull) is the source of this 1052-nucleotide messenger RNA. RefSeq names its product RD3 like (gene RD3L). The record is from RefSeq and is a predicted model, not a curated record. The transcript has 4 exons. Lineage: Eukaryota; Metazoa; Chordata; Aves; Charadriiformes; Laridae. The coding region runs from base 158 to 757 and encodes 199 amino acids.